Molecule: messenger RNA, 1711 nt
Organism: Vicia villosa (hairy vetch)
Lineage: Eukaryota; Viridiplantae; Streptophyta; Magnoliopsida; Fabales; Fabaceae
Product: ervatamin-B-like
Exons: 4
Coding region: 32-1156 (374 amino acids)
Cellular component (GO): lysosome
Molecular function (GO): cysteine-type endopeptidase activity
Source: RefSeq, a predicted model, not a curated record
UGUUUUAUCUUGAACUUAGUUUUAAUAAAAGAUGAGGAUUUCCUACACCUCAAACCGAUUUCUCCUAUUCAUUAUCUUCACUGCAUGUUUAUGUUUAUUCUUUGCCAUUCAGAAAAAGAAAACUACACAUUUAAAUAAAUCCACAAAUUUUGAAAUCCAAAGCAAUGACUACUCCUCUAUAUCCGAUCUUGAACUUGAUAAGCUUCCUAGUGAAGAUGAAGUUUUAGAACUAUUCAAACAAUGGAAGAAAGAACAUGGACGAUUCUACAAUGAUCUAGAAAAGAUGGCAAAGAAAUUUGAAAUUUUUGUUACAAAUUUGAAGUAUAUCGCAGAGACUAAUGCAAAGAGAGACUCACCUGAGAGCGCUCUUCUUGGUCUGACCAAGUUUGCGGAUUGGAGCAACAAGGAGUUCAAAGAAACAUACAUGAACCUGAAAAGUCAUAGCAUGAAUAUUGUAAACGAUGAUGAUGUUAAUGAAUUAACAUGUAGUGAUCCACCUUCAACCUUGGACUGGAUGUCCAAUGGAGCUGUCACUCCCGUCAAGGAUCAACUUCUCUGUGGUUGUUGCUGGGCAUACGCAGCUGUAGGCGCCAUUGAAGGAAUAGUUGCAAUAAAGACGAAUACUCUUAUCAGCCUUUCAGAGCAAGAGCUUCUAGACUGUGAAUCAGAUGGAGAUUGUACUGGAGGAUAUGUAGACAAUGGAUUGAAUUGGGUAAAAGGAAACAAAGGGGUUGCAUCACAAGAUAAUUAUCGUUAUACGGCUAGCAAGGAUGCUUGCAGAGCCUCCCAGAUUCAAAACAGUGUGAAUAGUGGUAUUGAUUCAUAUCAAUCCGUGGAGAGAUCAGAUAGGGGGCUAUUGUGUGCGGUUGCUAAUCAGCCUCUUAGUGUUAGUAUUUACGCAGACUCACCCACUUUUCAACAUUACAAGAAGGGAAUAUUUAGAGGUGAAGAUUGUCCGCUGGAUCCUAAGAAUGUAACUCACGGCAUGGUACUAGUGGGUUAUAAUUCUUUAAACAAUGAAGAUUAUUGGAUUGUGAAGAACUCACAUGGGACAAGAUGGGGAAUAGAGGGUUAUAUGUGGAUCAAAAGGGACUAUGAUAAACAGUAUGGAGUGUGUGGAAUCAAUGGACAUGGUUAUUAUCCAGUCAAAAAUUAAAACGCUACAUUUGAUGAAUAAGUUAAAGAAAGGUUUUUGGUUUUCUAAGUCUAGAGUUUGUUACUAUGUGGUUAUUCUUCACGUUGUUUUGAAUACGUCAAUUCUCUAGUCCAUGAUUGUUAUUCUUGAUGUAACAUAAAAGUCAUGAUGAUAAAAUAGUUGGUAUUUUGUUUUUUUUUUUUUUUUUUUGUAAUCAAGAGAUAUAUUAAUAGAACAAAAAGUUCUAAACAAAGCGAUUACAAAGAGGAGGAGAUCAAAUCUCAGCAAAGAAAAAUAAACUCCAACUACACUCUAAGAAAGAUAAAACAAAGGGGCUUUACUAAAUUCGUAGAAGUUGUAGUUGGUAUGGUUAAUUUUCCCUAUGUAUGAUCAUCGCCAAAUGAGAGCCUUAAUGCUCCAAACCGAGUCUAGCACAUUCCACAAAACGUUCCGGAAAAUGAUUCCAUUCCGGAGCUUCCAAAUAAACCACGUAGUUGCCAUCCAAAUUGUCCCUUCCCUUCCGGAAUUAACUUUUUUAGAUUUGCAAAAACUAAACCACUUCCAAAAGCUACUAGA